Messenger RNA from Rubroshorea leprosula, 1499 nucleotides. The record is from the annotation of a GenBank genome assembly. Lineage: Eukaryota; Viridiplantae; Streptophyta; Magnoliopsida; Malvales; Dipterocarpaceae.
CCUCUUCAACUUUCUUUUCAAAAGCAAAAGUAGCGCCGAAAGGAACAGAUAAAAGAAAAGGGUACUUCUGCUAAAAACAGGAAUUUUCUAUUUCAAUCUUAUGGCGGAAGGAGUUUCGAGAGAGACCCAGAUGUCUUUAGCAGCCUCUUCCAUGUUUCCGGGGUUUAGAUUUUCACCCACCGACGUCGAAUUGAUUUCCUAUUACUUGAAGAAGAAGCUGGAAGGCACCGACGAGUGUGUUGAGGUUAUUUCCGAGGUCGAAAUCUGCAAAUAUGAGCCCUGGGAUUUACCAGCCAAAUCCAUCAUACAGUCAGAAAAUGAAUGGUUCUUCUUCUGUGCUCGUGGAAGGAAGUAUCCAAAUGGUUCACAAAGUAAGAGGGCGACUGAGCUGGGUUAUUGGAAAGCCACUGGGAAAGAACGGAAUGUAAAGUCUGGCUCUAAUGUAAUUGGUACAAAGAGAACUCUUGUGUUCCACAUAGGUCGUGCACCGAAUGGGGAAAGGACAGAGUGGAUCAUGCAUGAGUACUGCUUGGAUGGAAAAUCCCAGGAUUCCCUGGUCAUUUGCCGCCUUAAGAGGAAUAUUGAGUUCUGCCCAAAUAAUAAUUCAAAUAGGACUCAAAAUCGAAGGCAAUCAUCAACCAUGCAUGACAGUAACCUGGCUGCAUCAGAAGGUGGUGCUGAGCAGACUGGCAUUUCUGAAGGGGACAAGGGAGUUGAAAGCAAUUCAAAGAAGUGCAGUAGCAGUUACGAUUCUCAUUCUGUAGUGCAGAAUGAUUCAACAUCCGAAUUUACACUGACUGAAUCCUGUUGCCAGCAGAAGGAUUUUGAUGAUGAAGAUGAUUUUUUUGCUGAGAUACUAAAUGAUGAUAUAAUCAGUCUGGAUGAAACUUCAUCAUUGACAUCAAAACCUGACCUCCUCCAGCCUGUGAUUCCUGGUCAGUGGAGAUCACAAGAAAUGCCAUCACAUGUUUUUCCUUUCCAAGGCACAGCACACCGAAGACUCAAAUUGAUGAAGAGGGGAAAAUCUGGUUUAGAUGAAUACUACAUGAAGGAAACUAGAUCUCCAAAGACACAGGCAUCACCUAACUGUUUGCGGAGCAUGUUUUCAGCCAAGACUGUCAACUUCCGGGUUAUAUCUCUUACUUUUAUCACCCUGACUCUGCUCGCUCUGUUUCUAUCUCUAUUAGGAUGUUCCAGGGGAGUUAAAAAUUUCCAAUACACUUCUUUCCACAAGGACAUAUGACACUGAUAAAUGUAAAGAUAAUCAAUGUAUCAUGCCAGGCAGACACACCGUUUGAAGAGAAGCAGAAAGGCAGAUUAAGCAGCCAUUUACAGCCUCUGUUGCAUGGUGGCUUUAGCAUCUCUGUCUACUUGAUUCUUUUCAAAUUUCAAGUCGAGUAUGAAACUUGUUCUAAAGGGGAUUGGAAAACAAUGUGUUGUGCAAUUUUAGAAUUGGAUUAGAAGAAUAACACAAGGAAAAAGAAAGUAUUCAUGAAUUG